Molecule: messenger RNA, 1086 nt
Organism: Plasmodium coatneyi
Lineage: Eukaryota; Apicomplexa; Aconoidasida; Haemosporida; Plasmodiidae
Product: KIR protein
Exons: 2
Coding region: 1-1086 (361 amino acids)
Source: RefSeq, a predicted model, not a curated record
AUGGCAAAACCAGCAGAAGGAACAUCGUACCUACAGGCCGCAAACUUACAAAUGUUAGAUUCAAGAAAACUUUUCUAUAAUACCGUCGAUGGGAACGGUGAAGGGAGCGUCCAAGUGAAUUACGUUUACUGUCAGCGUAUUAAUGAUACGGGGAAAAAGAUAGAAGGGAAGCUGAAGGAAUGUACUGAAAUUGGAUCUAAUGCUGAGAAGAUUGCAAAUGGUCUUUGUUACGUUCUUAUGAAAAAGAAAGAAGCACAAGCACCAGCAACCGACACCAAGCCAUUAGGGCGAGUGCCGGAGCUUCCGCCUCCACCUGGACCACCCGGACUCGGCGAUACGGACGAGUUCGCCGAGUCGGCCGAAUUGGACAAAUCGUUCAAUAAAUCCCUUUGUCAUUUUCUCUAUUACUGGCUUGGUAAGGAGGUGUGGGAAAGUAACGGCAGUUUAAGUAGUUCUAAAUUCUUAGAGGUGAUGAAAAAAAUAUAUGAAGCACUCCAAUUAUUCAAUGUUAAGGACAAUUGCAAACUUUUAUACGACGACACCACCCCUAACAAACUUCCUUCCACCACUACCAACUUGACCAAGGACCUCUUUGGUUAUCGAAAAACGGUGUUUGAUUUCACCUUCGACUACGAAGGUAUAAAGAAAAAAUUAGCCAUCGUUGACAACAACUCUUGUGAUGAAGGUUAUUACAAACACCUGGCGGCAGCUAAAACGGCACUUGAAAUAGUGAAGCAGGAUUGUGAGGGCAAAGGGCCCAAAUGGGACAAAGAUCCAUAUUGUAAGGAAUUUAGAAAUAAGUACGAUUUAAGCAAUAAUAAUAAAAACCCACUAACCUUAACAAUUAAUGUAAUACAGGAUACUUCAGAAAAAGUUACAAGGUACAAUAUCACUAACUUAGUUCUAAAAUAUACAGCUCAGUACAUGCAGGAGCUCGCUAAGAAGCACCAUGACACUGCAGCAGAAGUAGAACAGAUUGCUGCCGGCCCAAUCGUCUCUUCCGCAGUUGCCUCAUUAGUAGGACUUCCUACCAUCCUUUUCCUCCUUUACAAGGUAACUAUUUGGGCACAUUUGAAAUAUAAAUAA